This is a messenger RNA of Volvox carteri f. nagariensis, 939 nucleotides long. RefSeq lists its product as uncharacterized. Lineage: Eukaryota; Viridiplantae; Chlorophyta; Chlorophyceae; Chlamydomonadales; Volvocaceae. Gene Ontology annotation, cellular component: chloroplast inner membrane. The record is from RefSeq and is a predicted model, not a curated record. The transcript is spliced from 7 exons. Gene Ontology annotation, molecular function: lipid carrier activity; phospholipid binding. Bases 1 to 939 code for a protein of 312 amino acids.
AUGUGUACUUCCCGCGCCGCUCUGCCCCCCUUGAGGUCGCUGUCCGACUACGGCAUAGGGCGCAAGAGCAUCUGGGAGGGCAGUGUGGGGCUCUUCCUGCUGGCAGGCUCGGCAGCGGCAGUGGCGCUGGUGGCAUGGGCUCGCGGCAAUGCCAUGCGUACGGGAACGCCGUACAAGGCAACCAUUGAGUUCCCGCUCGCUUGCGGCAUCACGAUCGGGACACCAGUUCGCGUUCGCGGCGUCCAGGUGGGGCAGGUGCUGGCGGUGAAGCCCUCCCUGGAGCGCGUGGAUGUGCUGGUGGAGGUGAACGAUGUGAGUACGGUCAUUCCCCGUAACUCGGUUAUAGAGGCCAACCAGUCGGGCCUUAUUGCGGAGCCCCUGGUGGACAUAACACCGCAGUUCCCAGUUCCCAGCUACACGGCUCUCCCCCACGAGCCCCAAUGCGCGGAGGAGGGCGUGUUGGUGUGUGAUAACGGGCACAUCCCCGGGCGGCAGGGGGUGGCUCUGGACGACCUGGUGUAUAUCAUGACUCGACUCGCCCGUCAGGCCGAAUCAGACGGUGUGGACAAGGUGUUUGCGGCGGCUGAGUCCGCCACCGCCCUCAUGGCGGAGGCAAGGCCGCUGGUGGCCACCGCCGCGGACCUGGUGGCGGAGCUGACACCGCUGCUGGUGGAGCUGCGGAGCGGGGGACUGGUGGGCAACAUUGAGGCGCUCACACGUACUGCGGCUGAUGCCGCAGCCGACAUCCGGCGGCUGCAAUCUGCCGUGCUGACGGAGGACAAUGUACGGGCGCUACGACAGGCGGUGCUGACGCUGUGCAAGACUCUCGACCACGUGGAGAGCAUUAGCAGCGACGUGUCCCUGUUGGCGCGGGACUCCGGAGUGCAGAGGAACCUCAAGACGCUGGUACAGGCGCUGUCAAGGCUGCUUGACGAGUAG